AAUUUGAAACGAUGACAGGUUCGAGAUGAUCAUGAUAUCCCUCUUUAUUCUGACCUUCCUGUAUUGGAUAACUGCUGCGUUGGACGUGAGAAUAAAUGGUCAGCUCGAAUUGGAGAGGAAAUAUUGGAACCAGUACGAUCCCACAUUGAUCGCCGAAGGAAUUUACUGUCUGGCAACGAUAAUGGCCUUCCUGAAAUUAUUGUACAUCUGUCAGUUGGACUAUCAUCUGGGCCCACUUCAACUUUCUCUCGGGCAAAUGAUCAAGGACGUUGUCAAAUUCAUCAUUCUCUUCAGCAUAAUCAUUUUUGCAUUUACCGCUGGCACGUGUAAACUUUAUCAGUAUUACGAGGAUAUGGUUCAAAUCGACGAUGAAUCGAAAAUCAAGACCCAACAGGUCAGCUCGUUCGUUAAUUUCUCAGCCACCUUGAAGACUCUUUUCUGGGCACUUUUUUGCAUGAGCCCCAUCGAAAGCGCUGAUGUGAUAAUUGAGAACCUUCCGGGAGAAUCGGAGAACGAGACCAUCAUCAAUCAUCACACGUUCACGGAGGUUAUCGGCUAUAUAGCCUUCGCCGUCCACUGUGAUUUCUCUUUUUCAGGAUUCACCUUCAUCGGUGUGAUCGUGAUACUGAACAUGCUAAUUGCAUGCAUGUCCAACACGUUGACGGAAGUCACAGAGAACGUGAUCGUGGAAUGGACAUUCGGGCGAACUGAAACUUACGUCGAUUUCAUGCUCACGACUACGCUCCCACCGCCAUUUAACAUUAUUCCAACGUACGUUGGUAUUCAACCGAUCGUCGAGUACCUGAAAAUAUGGCUGAAACCAACGUCAAACAAGCGUGCACGAUGGGAUCCACAUCACUGUUUUUAUAUCGAAACUUUAACGGAGGAAAACAACGAUGAGUUCUCGAUAGUGAUGUCCCAGUUGGUACAGCGUUACUUCCGGAAAAAGGAUAAAAAAAUGGAGGAGAACGAGGUGGAGAAGGUAACGAAAGAGAUCGCGGAGCUGAGAAAUCUUCUAAGAGACGCUCUCACCACUGUUUGAUGAAACAAUCAACGAGGCCAAAUUGAUUUCUAUGAGCUUCCCGCCGAGCUACUUGACGAGCAACCGUCGACUAUCUUAACGCCGAACGAGCCAAACAAAAACGUCGUUUUCUCUUCUCGUGCGCGACACGUGGGCGCGGAAUCGUCGAACGAAGAUCGUAAUUAGUAGAUAGAUCGAAGAGAAAUAUCACAGUCUUGGGAAAGCACUGGCAGUCUGCGCGUGAAUUCAAUUCACUGUAUUGGCGAAGAGCGCAAAGCAUUCGUCAAACGAAGAAAGAAUUUCUUCCGGCUUCAUCGAUCCUCGAGAUUCCUCGAAGGAAUUCCACGCUCUUUUCUUAUUCAAGAUUCCUGCUUUUUGUUUGAAUAUCUUUGACGAGAACAGAGAUUGAAAUGUUGCGAAGGUCGUAGCUAAACGAUGCAAGUAAUAAGAAAACGAUCGAAAUUAAGGAUAAAGAUGAAUUAUUCUAAUCAACUGUAGCUAUAGCGGAUGUCUUGUGCAAUAAAACGUAUUUUCAGUGCCGAUGAUUUGCCGAUGUAUUAUUCAUGCAUAAAUUCGGCCUUCUUAUUAUCAUAGCACGUCCGGUUGUUUCAGCGAAAUGGAAAUUUUCCAUUACUACGUGACGUUUUCACGAUGUGGAAAGUCUGGAAAUGUUAUUAGCUUUGUUACGAUGAAAACGUGAGCUCGUUUGAUGCGUGCCAUACAUUACGCUGUAAUAAUACGUAUACAGAAGGAUACGUGUAAUCCGUCAUUGGCAAAAUUCACACUCGUGCGAAUCAUUAAAUUUGCUUUUUUUUUUUUUGAACAUUUACGGAAUACUGUUCCUCUUUUCAUGCAAGUUCAAACGUUGUCCA
Bombus impatiens (common eastern bumble bee) is the source of this 1893-nucleotide messenger RNA. Its product is annotated as short transient receptor potential channel 4-like. Gene Ontology annotation, cellular component: cation channel complex; membrane. The transcript has 5 exons. NCBI's taxonomy places the organism in Eukaryota, Metazoa, Arthropoda, Insecta, Hymenoptera, Apidae. Gene Ontology annotation, molecular function: store-operated calcium channel activity; inositol 1,4,5 trisphosphate binding. Gene Ontology annotation, biological process: regulation of cytosolic calcium ion concentration; calcium ion transmembrane transport; manganese ion transport. The record is from RefSeq and is a predicted model, not a curated record. Bases 26 to 1042 code for a protein of 338 amino acids.